CAGGCUACCAACAAACACCCGAGUCUUCAAAGAGGGAAUUGCCGUAAAUAGAAUAGCUCAGUGCAUUCCAUACACAAUGGACCCCUCUAGCUCGCAAACCCAGAUCCCCAUUGUGGAUUUCGCAGGGUGGACCUCGGGCGGCCCCAGUCGCCAACGUGUAGCGCAAGAGAUCGUCGCGGCUUGCAAGCAAGUGGGGUUCGUCUAUAUCAUCAACCACUCCCUCUCAGACGCCCUUCUCGAUGAAGCGUUCCACUGGUCUCGAGUCUUCUUUGACCUGCCCAUGGAGGAGAAGCUACGUGCUCCUCAUCCUGAUGGGUGGGCUGUGCACCGAGGCUACUCGUGGCCGGGGUUGGAAAAGGUCUCGCAGGCUGUCAGCGCAGAUAAUGAUGAUGAAAAAACUACCCAGUUGAGAGAGGUUCCUGAUAUCAAGGAAAGCUAUGACAUCGGCAGCGAGGAAAAUCCGACCCAGCCAAACCAAUGGAUUCCCGAAGAUACACUCCCGGAAUUCCGUACUUUCAUGAAUCAGUUCUACUGGGAGGGCUUCCGCGUGGGAGGCGAAAUCCUGCAGGCUCUAGCAGUGGGCCUUGGCCUCGAGGAUGAGAAUCAUCUACUGCAAAAGCACUCGGGCCAUAAUAAUCAGCUUCGACUUCUGCAUUAUCCACAUGUACUGACUGAUAUCUUGGAGACAAAGCGAGCAGCUCGCUGUCCUGCACAUACGGACUGGAGCUCCAUCACCCUGCUGUUCCAGGAUGACUGUGGGGGGUUGGAGGUAGAGGAUAUCAACAAUCCUGGCCACUUUAUUCCAGCGACACCCAUCAAGAAUGCCAUUGUGAUGAACGUGGGUGAUCUCCUACAGAGAUGGAGCAAUGACCAAUUGAGGUCAACGAGCCACCGGGUUACCCUUCCUCCUGUUGCCGACCGGAUUGAAGAAGAGGCUCGUAUCACCCGCAGACGGUUUUCCAUUCCCUACUUCAUGGCUCCCGAUCCCGACUCGGUAAUUGAGUGUAUCCCGGCUUGUAUGGGCCCUGAUGAGCCGGCCAAGUAUGAGCCGAUCACUCAGGCAGAAUAUAAUCAGAUGCGGGCGUCUAUGCAAUAUUGAGGAGUAUUGUUGUUCUCGAUGGAACCGAGACGUUGUCAGGCAGCGAAUUCAAUAUAAUUUAAG
This is a messenger RNA of Penicillium brasilianum, 1162 nucleotides long. Lineage: Eukaryota; Fungi; Ascomycota; Eurotiomycetes; Eurotiales; Aspergillaceae. The record is from the annotation of a GenBank genome assembly.